UCCGCAAUUCGGAGCGCAGUGCACUCGGCAGCCAGGACCUUGUCUCGAAAAAAAGAGAGGAAAAACUCAGCAGCCAGGACCAACGACGCGGCGGCGACGGCGAGCGUGACCGCGAGCGCGCCCAGUCUCCCUACAGAUCCGCGCGGCGGCCGGCAAGUUUCAGGGGUCAUCUGCACUGUAAGCUGGUAGCUGAUUGAGAAGAGGGGAAUACCAGCAAUGUUCUCCUUGUUACAUGGUCUAUGGAACCAUGUGUUCAGCAAGACAGAGUUCCGUGUGCUCAUCCUUGGAGUCGAUAAGGCUGGGAAGACGACCUUGCUAGAAAAGUUGAAGUCAAUCUAUUUGAAAGGAGAAGGUCUUCCACAUGAUCGUAUUGGUCCAACUGUGGGGCUUAAUAUUGGACGUAUUGAAGAUGCAAAUGUAAAACUUGUUUUCUGGGAUCUGGGAGGUCAGCCUGGCCUAAGAACUAUAUGGGAGAAAUAUUAUGAUGAGGCUCAUGCUAUAGUAUACGUUAUCGACUCUGCCUCCGCAUCAACAUUUGAAGAUGCCAAAUCUGCUCUUGAGAAAGUGCUUCGUCAUGAGGAUCUGCAAGAGGCACCACUACUCGUAUUCGCCAACAAACAGGAUUUACCAGCAGCUGUCACAGAAGAAGAAUUGGACAGACAUCUUCACCUUAAAGAGUUUGAUGAGAGGCCAUAUAUGUUUGUUGCGGGAUCUGCAUAUGAUGGGACGGGGAUCAAACUGGGUAUCGACUGGUUGGUAGAAGAAAUGGGAAAGAGUAGGCGCACUGAGGCUCUGAGGGCACGCACCGACACAUAUGCGAAGAUUUAGCACCAUGACUGAAAACUCUGGUAUAUUCGAUUUUGAGAAGCACAAAGCAUUUGAGGACGCUGGCUGAUGUCGUUGGUCUCUGUGUAUACGCACUUUAGCAUAAUGUCAUGAUCAGUUGAAGCCCAUCGUCAUCCUCACUCUGCUAUAGCCCCAGAACAAAAUGCCUUUUGAUGUGGCUCUUGCAGUAGUGAUGGCAGAAGCGAUUGUUCGUUCAUUACUCCCAAGGAUGUACAGUCAUUACUCGUUUGGAUUCGUGUUCAUAUGAUGUUCCUUUUCUUGAAACAUGCUGAGUGGCAAAUGUUGAGCACAUGGUAGCUUUGUACGUCCGCAAUGGUUGUCCCAUAAUUACAUGCUGAUGAGUGGCAAUGUUGAGCA
This is a messenger RNA of Triticum dicoccoides, 1203 nucleotides long. Its product is annotated as ADP-ribosylation factor-like protein 1. The transcript is spliced from 7 exons. Gene Ontology annotation, cellular component: Golgi apparatus. Bases 217 to 828 code for a protein of 203 amino acids. The record is from RefSeq and is a predicted model, not a curated record. Gene Ontology annotation, biological process: Golgi to plasma membrane protein transport; intracellular protein transport; protein localization to Golgi apparatus. Lineage: Eukaryota; Viridiplantae; Streptophyta; Magnoliopsida; Poales; Poaceae. Gene Ontology annotation, molecular function: GTP binding; GTPase activity.